Myxocyprinus asiaticus (Chinese sucker) is the source of this 2191-nucleotide messenger RNA. Its product is annotated as WAS/WASL-interacting protein family member 1-like. Bases 308 to 1867 code for a protein of 519 amino acids. Gene Ontology annotation, molecular function: actin binding. The transcript has 8 exons. The record is from RefSeq and is a predicted model, not a curated record. NCBI's taxonomy places the organism in Eukaryota, Metazoa, Chordata, Actinopteri, Cypriniformes, Catostomidae.
AUUCUCAGCAGUUGGAGUUCAUAACAGCCCUCGUCUGGCCACUUGCACUAUUAUACAGAUAUUGUGCGAGGAAAUGCAUGUGGUCACAAUCGUUUGCAUGCUGCGAUCUGCAACUCGUUCAGCUGCAUGAAAAGUUGCUCACAGCACCCUUAGAAACUCUGAUUGGUCUGUGGAGUCAGAGAUAGGAAGUGCUGUGAAACGUUUUGCAGAACUUUGGAACUGGUGGCACCAAAUGCUUUUUGGUGCAUUUUCUGGUGGCACAGUCAUUUAGGCACAAAGUGAAGGAUAAAACGACAGAAAGGAAAAGAUGUCUGGACCUCCUCCACCACCCCCUCCUGGCCCUCCUCCAACCUUUGCUGUGGCAAACACAGAGAAACCGAAUCUGAGCAGAUCUCAGCAGCAGGGGAGAAACGCUUUACUAUCAGAUAUCAGCAAAGGCGCUCGAUUGAAGAAAGCAUUGACCAAUGAUCGAAGUGCCCCAGUGCUGGACAAGCCCAAAGGAGGUGGUGGAGGUGGAGGAGGAGGAGGAGGAGGAGGCGGAGCUCCAGCUGGAUUGGGUGGGCUGUUUCAGGGUGGAAUGCCCAGGCUAAGAUCACCAGGAAUCAAAGACAGCAACGUAAAACCACCGAUGCCUUCCACAGGCGGGAGAUUCCCAGCACCCAGUAACUCAGCGGGAAGCAGACCUCCAGUCCUACCACCUGGACGACCUUCAUCUGUCAGGGCUGGACCCCCACCCCUACCUCCCACAGUGCGCUCUUCCCAGCACAGCUCUCCUAGUGGCCCACCACCUCUACCUGGAGGAGGUCGCCCACCAAGUUCCUCACCUGCCAUACAACCCCCUACCCAGCCAGGCAGACGUCCAAAUCUUCCUCCCACCGUGAGGGACUUCCAGUCUUCCUUGUCUCCACCCCCAAUGCCCGCCAGUGCCCGGCCACCAUUACCAACAAUCCCCAACAGGUCAUCGGAUGACUUCCCUCCCCCUCCACCACUCACUGAAGGACAGCACAGCUCUCCUAGUGGCCCACCACCUCUACCUGGAGGAGGUCGCCCACCAAGUUCCUCCCCAGCCGUACAACCCCCUACCCUGCCAGGCAGACGUCCAAGUCUUCCUCCCACCUCGAGGGACUUCCAGUCUUCCUUGCCUCCACCCCCAAUGCCCGCCAGUUCCCGGCCACCAUUACCUACAAUCCCCAACAAGUCAUCGGAUGACUUCCCUCCCCCUCCACCACUCACUGAAGGACGGAGAACGUCGUUUUCACGAAAUGGAUCUCUACCGCCACCACCGCCAUCAACAGAGAGUAAACUAUUAACAUCCUUGUCGCAGAGGCCUAUGGGUAAUCCACCUCCAUCUUUACCUCCAGGACGAGGGGGGCUGCCACCGAUUCCCCCACCCACACAAGAGGAGCCAAACUCUAGAGCCUCUCCAAGAAACAGCCUUCCUCCUCCACCACCACCUGGACGCUCCAGUCCAUUGCCUCCACCGCCCAAUGAGAGGCCACCACCAUCAGGAAGGAGUCCAUCCAUACGGUCAGGCCCUCUUCCACCUCCACCCACUGGAGGAAACAAAGCUGGAGUGUCACCCCCUGUACCUCCUCCUAAUCGGCCAGGUGGAUCAGUCAGACCCCCUCCACCCCCCGACCGGCCCGGAGCAGCUAGCUUCCCUCCCCCAUCUCCCCCUGACAUAAUCAAUGGCUACCCUCCUCCACCUGUCACAGAUGAAUGGGGGAUGAGAUUUUCAUUCCAUCAUCUGUCUGAAUUGCCUCCACCAGAGCCUUAUGUCUCCUUUCAGAAGACUUACCCGAGCAAGUCAGGGGGCAAAGGGGUGAGAGACAGAGGAGCACCACCUUUGCCCCCCAUUCCCAGAUGAAAAGCGUUUGGACGUGCAAUAAUUUUGUUAGUUCACAUCUAGAUCUAAAUGAGCUUGAUUUCACUUAGCUAAAUAGGGAUUUUUUUAAAAAUUUUAUAUAGAUUUUAAACUUUGAAUUGCUGUCUUUGAAGUGAUUAUACAAUAGUGUUUCAUACAUAGAUAUUCUGAGCUACAUCCUUAUAGUAAAAAUGUAUUUCCAUAUACUUUAUAGCUAAUAAAGUCCAUCCUGCCAUCAUGUUGUAUAUCAGAAAGUUUAACAAUCCACAAAUCAACAAACAAUCAACAAAUUUGUUUGUUUUUCUUUUAUAAAAAUUGGAUACUAUA